GCUCCGAGCGCUUGUGCAUUUCUGCAGGCGCGCGGCGAGCCAUUCGCGGCGGCUGCUGCAGCUCCGACUGCAUCCUGCUCCUCCCGGGCUCCGGGUGUGCGCGUGUGUGACUGUGUGUGUGCAGGUGUGUCCGUUUUAAUUCUGCCCAGUAGGUGGGACUUGGUGACUUUAGCACCAUAUUUUCCUUUUUUUUUUUUUUUAAUUCUUUUUUGCUUCCUCGCCGUCUGUUGCAACCCUGCAAAGUCUCGCAGUAGGAGAGCGCGGCUCGCUUCCCGAGCUCCCGGACCCGGCGAGCCGGCGAGCGCCCAACCGGCCACCAUGCCAGGCAGACCGCGCCACUAGGCGCUCCCCGCGGCUCCCACCCGGCGGCGUUGGCGGCGGCGGCGGCGGCGGCCGCGAUGGUUUCAGACGCUGGAGGAUUUUGCAUCUGAUCGCUCGGCGUUUCAAAGAAGCAGCGAUCGGAGAUGGAUGUCUCUCUCUGCCCAGCCAAGUGUAGUUUCUGGCGGAUUUUCUUGCUGGGCAGCGUCUGGCUGGACUAUGCGGGCUCGGCGCUGGCGUGCCCCGCGAACUGUGUCUGCAGCAAGACCGAGAUCAGUUGCCGGCGGCCGGACGAUGGCAACCUCUUCCCCCUCCUGGAAGGGCAGGAUGCGGGGAACAGCAACGGGAACGCCAGCGUCAACAUCACCGACAUCUCCAGGAACAUCACCUCCAUACACAUAGAGAACUGGCGUGGUCUGCACACGCUCAAUGCCGUGGACAUGGAGCUCUACACCGGCGUCCAGAAGCUGACCAUCAAGAACUCAGGACUUCGGAGCAUCCAGCCCAGGGCCUUUGCCAAGAACCCCCACUUGCGCUAUAUAAAUCUGUCGAGUAACCGGCUCACCACUCUCUCGUGGCAGCUCUUCCAGACACUGAGUCUACGGGAAUUGCGGUUGGAGCAGAACUUCUUCAACUGCAGCUGCGAUAUCCGCUGGAUGCAGCUCUGGCAGGAGCAGGGGGAGGCCAAGCUGAACAGCCAGAACCUCUACUGCAUCAGUGCCGACGGCUCCCAGCUCCCCCUGUUCCGCAUGAACAUCAGCCAGUGUGACCUUCCUGAGAUCAGUGUGAGUCACGUCAACCUGACCGUACGGGAGGGUGACAACGCUGUCAUCACCUGCAAUGGCUCUGGGUCUCCGCUGCCCGACGUGGACUGGAUUGUCACUGGGCUGCAGUCCAUCAACACCCACCAGACAAAUCUGAACUGGACCAAUGUACACGCCAUCAACCUGACGCUGGUGAACGUGACAAGUGAGGACAAUGGCUUCACCCUGACGUGCAUCGCAGAGAACGUGGUGGGCAUGAGCAAUGCCAGCGUCGCCCUCGCUGUCCACUACCCCCCGCGCGUGGUGAGCCUGGAGGAGCCCGAGCUGCGCUUGGAGCACUGCAUCGAGUUCGUGGUGCGCGGCAACCCGCCGCCGACCCUGCACUGGCUGCACAACGGGCAGCCGCUGCGCGAGUCCAAGAUCAUCCACGUGGAGUACUACCAGGAGGGCGAGGUGUCCGAGGGCUGCCUGCUCUUCAACAAACCCACCCACUACAACAAUGGCAACUACACCCUCAUUGCCAAAAACCCACUGGGCACGGCCAACCAGACCAUCAAUGGCCACUUCCUCAAGGAGCCCUUUCCAGAGAGCACGGAUAACUUUGUCUCUAUCUACGAAGUGAGCCCCACCCCUGUCACUGUGACCCACAAACCCGAGGAAGACACUUUCGGGGUCUCCAUCGCUGUGGGACUUGCUGCCUUUGCCUGCGUCCUGUUGGUGGUUCUCUUCAUCAUGAUCAACAAGUACGGUCGGCGGUCCAAAUUUGGAAUGAAGGGCCCUGUGGCUGUCAUCAGCGGCGAGGAGGACUCAGCCAGCCCGCUGCACCACAUCAAUCACGGCAUCACCACGCCCUCAUCGCUGGACGCCGGGCCAGACACGGUGGUCAUCGGCAUGACGCGGAUCCCGGUCAUUGAGAACCCCCAGUACUUCCGACAGGGACACAGCUGUCACAAGCCAGACACGUAUGUGCAGCACAUUAAGAGGAGGGACAUCGUGUUGAAACGAGAACUGGGCGAGGGAGCCUUUGGGAAGGUCUUCCUAGCAGAGUGCUACAACCUCAGCCCGACCAAGGACAAGAUGCUCGUGGCCGUGAAGGCCCUGAAGGAUCCCACCCUGGCUGCCCGGAAGGACUUCCAGAGGGAGGCUGAGCUGCUCACCAACCUGCAGCACGAGCACAUCGUCAAGUUCUAUGGCGUGUGUGGCGACGGGGACCCCCUCAUCAUGGUGUUUGAGUACAUGAAGCACGGGGAUCUGAACAAGUUCCUCAGGGCCCACGGGCCAGAUGCUAUGAUCCUGGUGGACGGGCAGCCACGCCAGGCGAAAGGCGAGCUGGGGCUCUCCCAGAUGCUCCACAUCGCCAGUCAGAUUGCCUCGGGCAUGGUGUACCUGGCAUCCCAGCACUUCGUGCACCGGGAUCUGGCCACCAGGAACUGCCUGGUCGGAGCCAAUCUGCUGGUGAAGAUCGGAGACUUCGGCAUGUCCAGAGAUGUCUACAGCACUGAUUACUACAGGCUCUUUAAUCCAUCUGGAAAUGAUUUUUGUAUAUGGUGUGAGGUUGGAGGGCACACCAUGCUCCCCAUCCGUUGGAUGCCCCCUGAAAGCAUCAUGUACCGGAAGUUCACGACGGAGAGCGACGUGUGGAGCUUCGGGGUGAUCCUUUGGGAGAUCUUCACCUAUGGGAAGCAGCCAUGGUUCCAGCUUUCAAACACAGAGGUCAUCGAGUGCAUCACCCAAGGUCGCGUUUUGGAGCGGCCCCGAGUCUGCCCCAAGGAGGUGUAUGAUGUCAUGCUGGGCUGCUGGCAGAGGGAGCCCCAGCAGCGGCUGAACAUCAGGGAGAUCUGCAAGAUCCUCCACGCGCUGGGGAAGGCCACGCCCGUCUACCUGGACAUCCUCGGCUAGUGGGGCCGGGGCCACACAUUCCUGCUCCUGUCUCCCGGCCUCCCCUCCCCUUCUUCCGCCUCGCACCUCCUUUCUUCAUCCUUGACUGAAGCGAACAUCUUCAUAUAAACUCAAGUGCCUGCUACACAUACAACACUGAAAAAUAAAGAAAGAGAAAAACCCUGUAAGGCAGUUUGGCAUAUAUAUAUAUAUACGUAUAUAUAUAUAUUUAUAUAUCUAACUAUCUAUCUAUCUAUAUCUACAGAGAGAUACCUUCUUCUCUAAUACAGAGGGAAGCUAUUGAAACAGAAACCGCAAGACUGUCACACCGACUCAGAAAAUCUUAAAUAUUAUGAACACAAAUGAAAACUCCCUUUGACGUAAGCUGCGGCCCGUGCUUCCUUCGCUCCAGCUUUUCAGAGCCGAAGACCUUGACGAUGCAGAGACAAUCUUCAAGCUGGGACGGGAAGGAGCUGGGGUGGAGUGGGAAUAGUCGUUGCCCAGGUAAUCACCUGCACAGGUGUGUUACCUGCGAGCUCUGCACAGGCGCAUGGGCAGACCUCAUCCACCGAGCUCAGCAAGGAAAUAGCACCAGACUGGGUGCCUCUGGGAUGCCUCCUGCCUCCCCUGGCCAUUGUCUCUAGGCCCUCCCCCUUCCCUCCACUUCAAGGCAGUUCUGUGAUUCGGCCGUUCUACAAAGUAGAGUCCUGAUGCUUUCGGGGGGUCAGCGAUGACUCCUACCAGUAAACACGGGAACAACAGCAGAACACGAAACCAUGACGGCGGUGGACUGUGUCCACGGUGGAUGUAAACCAUGCUCCGGUCCCUUCCAAAUUUGAAAGCGAUGAUCUGUCAUCUACCCUCUGAACCUUGAGAACUGGAUUUUCUGGACUUAAAGAACCUCAGAAGAAAGAGCUGAAAUCUAAACACUGUCAAGGCACUGCCUUCCAUCUUUCCAUCCCCAGAGAGACUCCGUGACUCCUACUCCCACAUUCAGGCCUUUGGGGAGCUCUGGGGGGUAGGGAGCAGCCCCUGAAUCAUCUGCAGAUGUGGGCACAGCAGUGUCCCGACAGCAAGAGACGUAGUUCCUUGUAGGCCAUUGUAAGGUGUGCGCCGCUGGGGUCUCUGUUUCUCACCCUGCCUCCCCUAGCCCCUCGCCCCAACUUCCUGGCCUUCUACCAAGUCCCAGGUGAACCCCACUGCUGGGGAGGAGAGCCACGUCUGGCGAGAGGCAGGGAGCUGGCAGUGGGGGAAUCUAUCUGGUGUCUGCACCCAGCCCCUUGGCAGUCUCCUCACGUUUGCAGCCCCUGGAAGGAUUGAUGCAUCUGCCUUUGAGCGGCUGUGCAAAUGUAGGGGCUGAGAAAUCGCUUUUGUGGCUGGGGGUGGGGGGUGGGGCUGCGGAUCCCUGGGAGAUGUCCAAUGCGUGGCCAUGGCCGCAGGCCUGGCAUCUUAAUGAGGGCCGAGCCCUGCCCAGGGCAAGAGAGUGAAGCAUGCAGGCUGCGGCCGGCUCCCGCUGUCCCCGCACCAGGGGAGUCACUGUGUUCCCGGCUGCUGCUGCUUGCGAGGACUGCAGUGGGGCGGGUCUCUGGGCCUCCCUGACACAAGACGACAAAAUGCCUGCGGAAGCCAACAGGCUGGCCCACAGAGCCUUCCUGCUGGGGAGGAGAGGCUGUGUCCCUCCAAGGCCUCCGGCCCCUCCACCCGACCCCAGGCCCAGAGCUCCCUGACCGACUGGCCUUCACCCACCUGCAGCCUCCUGGGGGCCUUGUCCUGCCAGCGUAAGGGACUGUCAGCAGCCUGCACAUCCUGGUCAGCUGCAGUGUGGGCAUCCCUGAGUCGGGGUCAGGACUGAAUUCUGUGUUUGUGGUUCUGCUGCUUUCUUAGAGCAACAAAUGUUUUUAUUCAAAUAGAAAAGAGCUGUGCUCAGACUGUAGGCUACAGCUGGGAUGCAGGGAUCCGGAGGCUGCUCAGCUGGCCUGGGAAGUGGGGGGCAGCUGGAGUUUGGUGGGGGCUUUCUCAGCGGGCUGUGCUCCCAGCCCUGAGGACUUUGAAGGGGCGCCCUUCGGACUGACCACCUCAAAGGACUCCUCUGCUGCUGGCCAAUGCGGUUUCCCUCCUGUCUUUCCACCUGGAGGCCCUGGGUCUCUUCUGGGGCUGCUCCUGCUGGACGGAUCUGGGCAGUCAGUCUGGUUCUGAACUGGGUAGCUAAGGGAGGGGUGCUCACAAAGGGAGCGGUCGGGGGGGCUGGGAGGGGUGUCUUUGUUUAGAUGUGAGACCCCGAGGGUCCUCUUGCUGCCAUAUCAUCCCCAGAAAAAGACCCUGUGUGGCUUCUUUCUUCCAGGCUGUGUGUUUCUGGAACCUCAUCGUCUGAUGGGCUGGGAGAGGGAUUGGAGGCUGGUGGGCCAACUGGGAAUGAGGAAUGUGCUAGGGUCUCAGCUCGGGGCACUGAGUCGUUAUGGCCCGAUGGAGAAAGGCAGUUCCUCGGGGAGCGGGAGCACCGAAGGGAACGAGGUUGCUGGGUUGCCCUGUUCUUAGUCCCACAGGCCUCUGUGUUGGCCUUGGGUCAUGUCUCCAGCAUGUCCAUCAUCAGCAGCUGCCUGUUGUAAGAGCAGAAGGCAGAGGGUGGCAUAGGAAGGAGGCGUGGAGGCGGGACUGCUUGCUUACUGAUCUCGGACUCUCUCUGAAGAGUCUACACUGUUGAUUUAAUACCCUUGGCAGGUAAAAAAAAAAAAAAAAACAAAAAACUUUUAGGAGCAUGAAGGAGGCAGAGAAUAGGGCUGUGGAAAAGGAGGGGUACUCUACAGCUGUGGGGAUGGUAAUUAUUCCCCCUGCAGUGGGACAGGAUGGUAAAAAUUACGGUGCCUCAGUUUCCCCAUCUGCAAAAUGAAGGGUGUGCUUGCUAAUCUCUGGCCUCUUCAAGUUCUGAGUUUUUAGAUUCCAGCAGCAUGGAGUCACUGUGUCCUUUUUCUCAGUACCACCCUGCAGUGCCGGGGCCAGCCCUCCUCAGGCCGUGUGUGGGUGGGGCAGCUGCCUCUGGGGGCCACCCGGGCACUCUUCCUUUGCCCAUAGAUCACAACAAUGGAGAGACUGCAGUGGCUGAGCUCCUUUAGGCUCGGAGAAAGCAUUUGGUCUCGUUCCCCGUCCCAGCCUUCCUGCACACCGAAGAGCACCAGCGAAGGUUUAUUUAUUUACUUACUUUUAAAGAGCCUAAUGCAGUUAAAUGAGUUCUGAAAUGACAAUCCCGCUAGGAGUACGGCCGCCCCAGUCCACUCACUGUCACCCCUUUAUACCAGAAGCUACAGUUAAACGGCCAGGGCUGAGCCGGUGUGAGAGCGGGGCUUGGUGUGAGCCAUGGGGACUGUGUGUGCCGCUUAGGUCACCCAGGCAGAUGUCCCUGCUGUGCCAUCCUCACCUGGUGCCCUCCCAGACUGGGUGCGAGGGGCCCACCUGUUGGGUGGUCACCUGGGAGGAGGGGGCACGGGAGGGUCCUCCCAGCUCUUUGGUGGUGAACCCCCAUGCUGCCCUCUGACUAUACCCUUGGCCUCUGAGUGGAUCGAGAGAGUGGGCCUCUCAGCCUCCUCUUGUUAACAGACAAGGACUCGAUGCCUCCUCCACUGAGCAGACCCCGCACAGAUCAUCCCUGGAGACAAGCUUCCCACUGGAGACAAACCUUGGUCCUUCUGGCUUCUGGUUGGUUGACUGCAACCCUUGCUCUGUGGUGAUGCUUACUUUACAGAAUACACUAGUGCAAACAUUUCUGGUGCUACAUCCUCCGACAGAAGCCAGCACCGACAGGAGGGCUGACAGCCAGUUUCUGAGGCCGCAUGAGACUCUUGCGGAGAAGCAAGUGUGAGCCAAUCAUGCCGGGAGAACGUGGGCCGCAUGGGAAGCUGGGUGGGAAUGCGGGGCGGGGGAAAGGCCAUCACAAUCCCUGCCUUCGCUUUUAGUUCCCCAGGUGACCUUGGCCAGGUCAGCUCAUCUAUCAGAGGAUCAGAUUUCUCAUCUGAGACAUUUAAGAGGGUGGAACAGAUAUCCUUAGGGUCCCAGUUAAAAAAAAAAAAAAAAGCUAUGCUCUGGUCCCACCUGUUUUUCUUUUUGUUGUAUUUUGUUUUCUCACUUUGCUCGUUAGAAAUAAGAGAGGAAAUGAAAGUCAGGUAAGGAAGGGAAGGAGCAAACAUGUCCAAUGGCAAGAAAUUGACGAUAGAAGGCAGACGGGAAAGGGAUAUUGGUGGGGGAACCAGGUACACAAGCCGGGGGCCCCAUUUCCUGGUUUUCAAGAGGGCUGCUGCCAGGCCCCCUGGUGACUUUCACCAGCCGGUCCUCCUCAUCUACCCUGCCCAACACUGACAUGCCCGAAGUUGGCAGAAACUGGUCCAAGAUCAGAGACAGACCUGCCCACUUCUCACGCAGGUCACUGGGAAUCUGGGGUCAGCACCAAGAGAUUUUUCCCUUCAAGUACUAUUGUAAGGAGGUGUAUUUUGGAAAGAGGGCAGGGUUUGAAGUUGCAGACUAUUCACCAAAGUCCUUUUGCCAUUCAGGACCGGCUUUUGGCUUCCCCUUGCUCCCUUUUGCCAAGCCAAACAGCAGUAACAUUUUCUUGACUGAAGUACGUUUAAGACAGUGGGCAGCCUUGGGAUUCAGGGUCUUCUCUGUGCUUUUUUCAAAGUCUGGAGCCAAGAAUUAUCUAUCGAUGUUUGUUGAACAAGCCCACGAACUGGCAGUCAAUUUGUCCUCAAAUUCUCCUGGGACAUUGGUGGUCAGCUGUGGUUGGAUGCCAACCUGCUAGAAUGCCUAAUGGCAUCUGCCCUGGAGCAAAAAAAAUGGCACCUUUAGCUCAGGGCUUGGAGCUGUAGUCACUGUGUUUUUGGUCCCUGGAGUGCCGACCUUUUUAUGUGAUACCAAAUACAUUUUUUUUUUUUUUUUUGGCCAACACUUAAUAGGUUUUAGGAGAAAAUUCCGAGUUUUUGUAUCAUUACUAAGAUUUCAAUAUAGGCUUCAGAAAAUGUUUUGGGAUUGCUUAACCUCACUGCUAGUGCCAUCCUAGGAAAGGUAUAGACCUACAUACAUUGGAUGUUUAUAUCUACAUAUUCAAUUGCAAUAGCAUCAGUGAAGGUCUGCUUGGAGUCAGCAAGACCUGUGUGGAGUCAGCAAGAUUCCAUAAUGCUUGAUCUCUCUGAGCCUUACGGUUCUCGGGGAUGAGAAAUCCAGAGAUGGACUAGCCUAGGAGACGUUCAGAAAGGUACUGAUGGGACACCUGUCAUCUUAUAACAUUUGACCAUUUGGUGCUCCGUGAAUUAAAUUAUGCUGAUGACUACAUUCUGAGCAUCCAAAAAUCACUCUUUCAGGUUGGCUGCCUGGUAGAUUACCACAGGGGAACCAUUUCUGCUGUAUGCCAUCUGGGGGUUGGUAUAGCAUUUACCAGCCCUGCAGGUGAAACCAGCCCCCAGCAGGGAUGGGAGAGAAUGUGAGAUGGUGGGAAUCACUUGGUCUUCUGCAAAGCCUUGCUGACCGUGGUGGGUAUGGUGAAUAUCACCACACUAGGUAUUAGGACUUUUGCCGUGAGCACAGGCUGUCCACCCUAAGGGUGAAAUUGGCUUCUGAUAGGGUCUUUGUUUCCCUCAUGUCAUCUCCCCAAAGAUAGUCCCUUUGGCUGCUUAAAAGACUCCUGUACUUUGCAGCAAAGACAUCUCUGGCCCAAGUCUCAGGAUGCCAACAUAGACACUUUUGUAUUUCACAGGGAGAUCUGUGGAGAUUCAGAGUCCCCAUCAAAACACUUGGAAUUCUGGAUCAAAGUAAUAAAAUUCAGAUUCCCCUUUCUCUUGAUCUAACCAAGUCCCAAAUUUAAAACAAGGCCUGGUUUCAUAUUUGCAGCAGGAACAAUGUCUUAAACCAGUGUGCUGGGCUGUCUUCCAUUGUAUAGAGGCAGAACAGUAAGCUUGUUAAUUUUUGCUAAUCGCCAGGGUAAACCUGACUUUGUGUUUAGUGCCAUGGCCCAAGCUUGCAGCCUACAGGAGACAUGUAGGGCUGACAAAGCUGGAAGUUUCUAACAGAGGAUGUUUCAAGAUAAUACAGAUGAAGAAAGGCCUUUUGGACAUCUUUGGAUGACCUUUGGAAAGGCCAGUGUGUUGGUGCUCAAGUCUUGCUUUUCAGUUGAACAUUUUAGGAGAGGAAUUGAUUUUUUUCUCACUUUGGACAAUGACACAUUUAGACAUCCUUCCUGAAAGUUCAAAGGCCUGAGAGCCCAGAUACCCGCUGUUUACUUUGAUAUUAUUUUGGAUGCAACAUCCCUGAAGUCCAGCAAGAAAUGUGAAUAUUCAAGUCUAAGGCUGAAAGUUAUUCCUUCAUUUAAGAAAAGCGUAUGGGAGUGAUAAAAAAAAAAAGAGAAAAAAAUCGUAAUACUUUAACUGGUAGAACAUACUCAAAUGAAGGGCUUCUUUGAAUGUUUUCUGUCUUGGAGAACCAUCCAUGUUUCAUCUCCAUUUAACAGCUUCCCGACCUCUAGCAGAAGCCUCUGAGCCCACCUCUGGCAU
Manis pentadactyla (Chinese pangolin) is the source of this 9490-nucleotide messenger RNA. RefSeq names its product neurotrophic receptor tyrosine kinase 3 (gene NTRK3). Lineage: Eukaryota; Metazoa; Chordata; Mammalia; Pholidota; Manidae. The record is from RefSeq and is a predicted model, not a curated record. Gene Ontology annotation, biological process: cell surface receptor protein tyrosine kinase signaling pathway; positive regulation of kinase activity; protein phosphorylation. Gene Ontology annotation, cellular component: signaling receptor complex; axon; plasma membrane. The transcript has 19 exons. Bases 465 to 2981 code for a protein of 838 amino acids. Gene Ontology annotation, molecular function: neurotrophin binding; neurotrophin receptor activity; transmembrane receptor protein tyrosine kinase activity.